This is a messenger RNA of Stegastes partitus (bicolor damselfish), 2488 nucleotides long. RefSeq names its product angiotensin II receptor, type 1b (gene agtr1b). Gene Ontology annotation, biological process: positive regulation of cytosolic calcium ion concentration; neutrophil chemotaxis; G protein-coupled receptor signaling pathway. Lineage: Eukaryota; Metazoa; Chordata; Actinopteri; Pomacentridae. Gene Ontology annotation, molecular function: C-C chemokine receptor activity; C-C chemokine binding; angiotensin type II receptor activity. The record is from RefSeq and is a predicted model, not a curated record. Gene Ontology annotation, cellular component: membrane; external side of plasma membrane. The transcript has 2 exons. The coding region runs from base 312 to 1403 and encodes 363 amino acids.
AGAGAGAGAGAGAGAGAGAGAGAGAGAGAGAGAGAGUGCUGGGGGGUGAGGAGGGGGUUUGUGUGUCAGACGGUAUUCCUGCUCGUCUCGCUCCACCGGUCAAGUUAAAUCAGAGGCAGUCUCUGGCACACCUCGGUGGUCUCUCUAUCUCCCUGCCUGUCUCCUGCUCUGAAAGCAUCAACAGCCUCCUGGUUCAGUAUCACAGGACUCGCUGAGGCCCUCGCCCAAGGCCUGUAUCAGUCACUGCAGACGCACCCUGCCGACAGGGCCCCCUGUUUAAAAGUCCUAGGAUCUGGCACUAAAAGGGGAAAAUGCAGAAUCUAACGGCAGGAGCGACAGACCGGAUAGCGCUGACAUGUGGCAUGUCUGGAAGCCAUGAAUUCAUCUUCACUCUGGUGCCCAUCGUCUACGGCUGCAACUUUGUCAUCGGCAUUGUCGGAAACAGCAUGGUGGUGGCUGUCACCUACUGCUACAUGAAGCUCAAGACGGUGGCCAACAUUUUUGUCCUAAAUCUCGCCAUCUCUGACCUCACUUUCCUCAUCACUCUGCCCAUGUGGGCGACCUUCACUGCCACGGGGUAUCAUUGGCCCUUUGGAGGAUUCCUAUGCAAGGCCAGUGCAGGCCUGGCGAUUUUUAACCUCUACACCAGCAUCUUCUUCCUCACGGCACUCAGCAUUGACCGUUACCUGGCCAUUGUGCACCCGAUGCGAUCACGCCGGUUUCGCACCGUGAUGUACGCAAACAUCACCUGUGUCGUGAUUUGGCUUUUUGCCUUCGUGCUCAGUGUCCCCACAGCGCUCAUCAGGGACGUACACAACAUCGAAGACUCUAACAACACACUGUGUGCCAUCCUGCACCCGAGUGAAAAAAACGUUGUGAGGUUGAAGGAGCUCCUCCUGGCCAUUAACAUUAUGAAAAGCCUGCUUGGCUUCCUCGUGCCCUUUGUCAUCAUCAUCACCUGUUAUUGCCUGAUUGGACGAACGCUGCUGGCCACGAAACACAUACAGAAAAGCUCCCGUUCCCGGGACGACGAGGUACUGCGCAUGCUCGCAGCAGCCGUCCUGGCCUUCUUCUUGUGCUGGAUGCCCCAUCAGGUGUUCCACUUCAUGCAGGUGCUCUCCCAGCUGACACUGGUGGAGAACUGCACCAUCCUGGAAAUCAUUGACACCGCCAUGCCCUUCACCAUCUGCAUCGCCUACUUCAACAGCUGCGUGAACCCUAUCGUGUACGGCUUCGUGGGGCGAAACUUUCGCAAAAACUUACUGCGUCUGCUGCGCUGCUCGCCAGGUGGAGCCACUGGGCCUCACCCGAGCAUCAGCUCCAAGAUGAGUGCGCUCUCUUUUCGUGCCUCCGAGGCACUGAGCCUUACAGUCAAAAUGAAUUCCUCUUCAGAUGUUAAGUGAAAAAAAAUCCCCAAAAAACAAGAAACGGGUUAUAAUUUCACUCAUCCUUCUAUUUUGCUCUGUGGUUAAAGGGGCUGGAAAUGAAGUCAUUCCAUGCUUGUGAAACCACAACUGUAUUACCAAGCACUGAACCCUGCAGAACGGUUAAAAUGUUGUAUUCAUAAGACCAAAAAAACAUUCACUACCUUGUACAAGGCUUGUUUGCAGAAUAAUUAUUAACAAACCAUCACAUGCCACAUAACAUGCUGGAAAAUCUUUCCAUCCAAGCCUGUGAAAUAAAUACCUGUGUCAGAAAAUAAAAAUAAAAAAAAUCCACGAAAUAGCUUUAUUAAUGGAGUAUUGCCCUGCAGGAAAACACUACACAUAAUUACUGACCGCUUAUCCCAUUAUUUAUGUAAGAUGUGCAUAUUCUGCAGGAUUUUGUCGGCCUUAAUGAUACAGUGGAGUAAUAUAUCGUCCAGUGAUAAACAUUCUGUGUGCUCAGCGGGUCUUUCACCAGUUGGAACAGUGAUCAAGUGCUCAGCGAAGACGUCAAAGCUAAAAAAAAAAAAAAUCAUAAGCGGCCUACGCAUGCUCUGUCAGCAGCUGUAUACAUGGAAGAAUUGGAAAUGUGUAGCAACAUGUCAUUUAAAUUCAUAUCUGCAACAUAUCUGACUAUGGUAACUAGUAUGUGUAUGUUAUAUACAAUUGUCAAUCAUGUGCUCCUUGUGAAAAUGUAUAAUAUAUGUUUGCAUACUAAGAUCGAAGUCUGGGAGUGGCGUACUGUAAAAAUGAAGAGUGCGACACAAACACUCCGGGGUGGGGGGUCAUUGUCGAUGUUUCUGGUGGUUGUCUUUGUGGUAUUUAAACAUGUUGAUAGAUGUUUUUUUCUACUCUCUACGUGUACAUUUUGUGAAUAUAUGAAGAUAUGAAUAAAAUGAAGAAAUCCAGCUCAUUGUUUUAUCUCCUCUUACUCAGGAUUGAGACACAUCCGUCUGAUUAGUCACGAGAACAUGUCAUUAGUUACCGCCACAUUAAGAAACAACGCUUGAUCUGACGGCUAAAAUUAGCUUUUAGGAAUCAAAAUAAAGUGACCUUGGCUCAAA